UGAAUGAGCUGAUUGAAAAGGAAGUCAACUCGGACAGCAUCAUCGGGGCGCAGAUACGGGCGUCCAUGGUCGACGGCCCCGGAUUGAGUCCACCAAUGAUCAUGGAAAUGAUCAAUGCGGCCAUCAACAAACCCAGGUCAGUCAGCCACGGCUACAUUUUGGAUGGACCGCCAACAAAUAGUUCUGAAGUCGGUAACCAGCUGAGGGCACUCUGUUCUCUUCCGAACGGACCGGAGUAUGUAAUUGAGCUCAAGAUAUCCGAUGCUGAAUUACGUGAACGCUGGCAAGCUAGUUGCGUGUACACUACCUACAGUAGCUUGUACAAUGAACUUAAAACUGCAGAAACAGGAUCGAGGUCUUCGGCUAGUAAGCGUAGAACUCAACAUCCUGACUUUCCCAUCGUGGAUGAAAAUAACAAAGAUCGGUUGCUGGUCAAAGUGGAAGAUGUUGAGGAGAAUGUUGACAAAUACCUUGAUUUCUACCAGAGAUAUAUGAGUGAACAGCUGAAGCACUUCAUCAGCACGCAUGAUCCCGCGGCCGUAGUCAAAGUGAACGCAAAUCUUCCUCCUUCAUUCUUACUUCAGUCCGUGGUCACGCGUCUUUCGAUUAUGGCAAAGCAUCCUGGUGUACCUUCCUCACUACUUUUCCGUCGCGCCGACGAUAGUGACGUGGAGGAGUUGAACUCUACUGGCUGUGAGUGCCAAUAUGGAGAUGGGCAAGAUAAAGCUUUGGCGUCAGAUCCCAGAUGUUCGACCCAACAUUCAAAGCAGCAUAGUGGGCCUGUGCCCAACGUCAUUCCACGCAUUCUGAUUGUCGGUAACUCUUGCUCAGGUAAAACCACAUUGGCGAAACGGCUAUGCAAAGAAUGGGGCUGUGUCAUGAUCAACGCAACCGAACUAAUUACGCACCACAUAUGUGCGAAAACGCCGCUGGGUGACCAGAUCCAACAGAUUAUGCGCACCGGGAAAGAUUUGAGUGAUAGCUUGGUGUUGGAUAUGCUGAAAGAUAAGCUGAGUUCUCCGGACUGUGAGCAGUCUGGUUACAUCCUGGAUGACUUCCCAACAUCAAGUGAGAAAGGACUGAAUAUCGGUCAACAAUUGGACAUGCUGCUAAAGUCUGAAGCCCGACCAGAUUACAUUGUGGAUAUACAGAUACCGGAAGCAGAUUUGAAACGACGCUGGGAAUCAGUCCGAAUCGAUAUAUCUGACGGAAUGUUGUAUCCUAAAACUCACUACCGCUUCAGCGAUCCAGCAACACCAAUACAUCCGGUAUUUCCUGCACCAAACGAAAACAUACGGCAACGACUGCUAACUCGACAUGAAGAAAUGAUGGAAAAUAUUGAGAAACAAACAGAAUUCUACUUCAAUCACGUGAGGCCACAAAUCGAUGCGUUUUUGAAGGAGUACAACCCAGAAUGUAUCAUACCUAUCGAUGGGCGUGUUCCUACCGCGGAAAUGUGUCAGACCAUGUAUAAAAAGAUCUCCGAGGCUCUCAUGAAAUCAGCUACAGCCUGAUCACUCCAGCGUGUACAAGAUCAUAUCUACUGGAGAUAUAAGGGCAACUCGACCGCUUUGUUGAAAUCAUAUGAAAUGUCAUCCGGUGAUCAACAACUCCUGGAUGUACCAUCUUCGGAUCUGCCACUCUCGUGCAAAUACCCGCGACUAAUUUGUUACGGACUGAGUGUUCUUUUUACGACCCUUGUGUUUGUAUUGAAUGUGAUGGACAUCUGCACAUUCCACUCAAUUCCCUUCGUACGAGAUAUAUCUGAAAAACUGCAAUCACAAGUGGUAUACUACAAAGCUGGGCUCACUCGAUGAAUUUUUAAUUUCUCUUUUACUUUACUCACUGUCGCCGGUGAGCUCAGUCAUUGUACGUCAGUUUCUGUUACCCAUACGUGUGCAGCUGAUAGCACGCAUUCUAACGGUACUUCUGUACAACGUAAAUACAUUGUUUUCU
Molecule: messenger RNA, 1956 nt
Organism: Opisthorchis viverrini
Lineage: Eukaryota; Metazoa; Platyhelminthes; Trematoda; Opisthorchiida; Opisthorchiidae
Exons: 8
Coding region: 66-1514 (482 amino acids)
Biological process (GO): nucleobase-containing compound metabolic process
Cellular component (GO): cytoplasm
Molecular function (GO): AMP kinase activity; ATP binding
Source: RefSeq, a predicted model, not a curated record